Molecule: messenger RNA, 4743 nt
Organism: Oncorhynchus gorbuscha (pink salmon)
Lineage: Eukaryota; Metazoa; Chordata; Actinopteri; Salmoniformes; Salmonidae
Product: MAP/microtubule affinity-regulating kinase 4-like
Exons: 19
Coding region: 1000-3417 (805 amino acids)
Biological process (GO): intracellular signal transduction; microtubule cytoskeleton organization; protein phosphorylation
Cellular component (GO): cytoplasm
Molecular function (GO): ATP binding; tau-protein kinase activity; protein binding
Source: RefSeq, a predicted model, not a curated record
GGGUGUGUUACUGAGCCUCCGACGCAGCCCUGCCUAUUAUUUUGCUUGACGUUCUUCCUUCUUGCUCUUGUCAUACAGUUUGGGGAUGUCUUUUUAUGUAGGCAAAUGUUACAACUGAUAGUAAUGAAGGAUAUCUGCAAGAAUCCAAGAUAAAUAAUUUUUCGAACGUUGAUUAUUAUUCGACGGCUACUUUUUCGGAAGUGGUCCAUCGCGAACAGAAAGAGAAAGGGGGUAACUGUAUAUUCGCCGAUGCUUUAUCCGCAAUUGUCAUGUCGUUGUAUUGUUUCUGUUGACGGUUAAUUAUUAAAUAAUCAACUAUGAAAUGCUGGUUGACAAUUAGUCUUAAGUCGUUCAGUGUUUUGCCUUGGGAGUGGUUGGUUUUGCGAGCAUCAUUUGGCACCCCCCCAAAAAAUACAGAUUUCUCAACGACAGACAUCCCCCCAUGGUCGUGGUACGCGCAGACUACCUGACCUAUGUUUUUAGUUUUGCCAAUUGUUUUUAUUGGAUAUAACAAACUUCUGUGUUCCGGACAUACACCCACAGGCAUCACUGGACCACACAUAAUUGCUUUCUAAAAAAUAUUUUUAGCAUAGUAAUGGUGCGAUAGUGAGAAUAAACCCAUUUUGGUUUCAUUUUAUUUCCAUAAUGAAGCACAGCAUUGAUGCCUUUCUUCACAUGAAGAAUCAGCCAAACAUGAAGUGGAUAGUCUAGUAAGUAGGCGAUUCAGACAGUUUUCUAGACAAUUGUCUGUAUCAUUUCGUGUUCGGUGCUGCCCUUUUACAAUAAAAAUGAGUAUUGUUUGAGGAUACAAUUCUGUCUCACUGCUCUCGAACCUGGGGUUGCCGGUAGGAUUGGCGUCUAUUGCCUUUGAACACUGGCUAGGCGGUGGAGCGGCCAAUGUCGACUGUUAUCCUCGGUAGAAUAUAACGUUAAUCCUGUACAUACCUACAUACAAACCAAGUUGGCAUUUAGUCUAAUAGAACGGAUACCUCAGGGACAAUGACUUCUCGUGCAGCACUACCUGGGAACGAUCGGAAAUCGGACCUCCAUACCUCUCUCUCGACGAGCCGCUCGGAGAAAAGCACCGGUUGGUCGAGCAGAUCACUCGGAGCACGAUGCCGGAACUCUAUCGCCUCAUGUUCGGACGAGCAGCCGCACAUCGGCAACUACCGUCUGCUCAAGACCAUCGGCAAGGGCAACUUCGCCAAGGUCAAGCUGGCCAGGCACAUCUUGACGGGCAAAGAGGUUGCAAUAAAGAUCAUUGACAAAAACCAGCUCAACCCGACCAGCCUACAGAAGCUCUUCAGAGAGGUACGGAUCAUGAAAGGCCUCAACCACCCAAAUAUCGUGCAGCUGUUUGAGGUGAUCGAGACAGAGAAUACGCUCUAUCUGAUAAUGGAGUACGCCAGUGGAGGUGAAGUGUUUGAUUACCUCGUGUCCCAUGGGAGAAUGAAAGAGAAAGAGGCGCGGGCCAAAUUCCGUCAGAUUGUGUCUGCUGUACACUACUGUCACCUGAAGAACAUUGUUCACAGGGAUCUUAAAGCGGAGAACCUCUUGCUGGAUGCCGACUCCAACAUCAAGAUCGCAGACUUUGGCUUCAGUAACGAGUUCACAAUGGGCAACAAGCUGGACACGUUCUGUGGUUCCCCUCCCUACGCCGCACCAGAGCUGUUCCAGGGGAAGAAGUACGACGGGCCUGAGGUGGACAUCUGGAGCCUGGGGGUCAUCCUCUACACUCUGGUCAGCGGAUCGCUGCCCUUCGACGGGCAGAACCUCAAGGAGCUGCGGGAGCGUGUUCUGCGGGGGAAGUACCGCGUGCCUUUCUACAUGUCCACCGACUGCGAGGGCAUCCUGCGCAGGUUCCUGGUGCUCAACCCCACCAAACGCUGCACCCUGGAGCAAAUCAUGAACGACAAGUGGAUUAACUCUGGCUACGACGGAGAAGAACUGAAGCCUCAUAUAGAGCCCCUGGAGGACCAUAAUGAUGCCAGCCGCAUCGAGGUGAUGGUGGGGAUGGGUUACACCCGUGACGACAUCAAAGACGCUCUGACCACUCGGAAGUACAACGAGGUCACCGCCACCUACCUGUUACUGGGACGCAUGAAUGAGGUGGAGGGCAGCGAGUCUCGGUCAACCAGCAGUCUGAGCCUGGCGCGGGUACGGCCCAGCACCGUCAUCAACGGCACCAGUAAACACUCCACCUCCUCCACCACCUCCGCCUCGGCCUCCUCCUCCUCUCACAGCAAGACCACCCAGCGCAGCGCCUCCACCUACCACCCCCGCAGGAGGCACAGUGACUUCUGCGGUCCAGCAGCGCCCCCAUCCCACCCCAAGCGUAGCCCCAGCAGCGUGGCGGGGGCAGACAGGGAGCUGAAGGAGGAGGGGGGGCGCAUGGCGUCCCGGAAGGUCAGCAGCAGUGUGGUGGGCAGCCGUUCCAUCCAGCCCCCCUCCAGCCCCAUGGUCAGCAGCGCCAACAACCCCAACAAGUCAGAGAUCCCCGACCGCCGCAAGGAGAUUAUCACCGCCACGAACAACGUCCCGGCAAGUGCCAUGAUCCGCCGGAACACAUACGUGUGCACCACGGACCGGAACAGCACAGACAGGCCCUCCCUGCUGCAGAACGGCAAGGAGAACAGCUCCAUUUCCCACCGGCUGCCCCCGGCCUCGCCCUCUACCCACAGCAUCGCUGGGGCCUCGGGGACCUCCUCCUCCGCGGGCUCCCGCCUCACCCGGGGCUCCAGCAUCCGCAGCACCUUCCACGGUGGCCAGCUGAGGGACCGGCGGCCUCCCUCCCACGCCCCUCCCACCUCCCCCACCCUGUCCCACGACGCAAGCCCCCUGCCCCACGCACGUACCCGCGUCACCUCCAACCUGUUCAGCAAGCUCACCUCCAAGCUCACACGCAGGGUCAAUCUUGACCCCUCUAAGCGUCCCAACUCAAACAAGUCCGUCUCGGGCUGCACUCUUCCGCAGGGAUCAAAAACAGUUAGGUCACAGACGAACCUGAGAGAGUCUGCAGAUCUCCGGUCACAAGCCUCGGCUGCACAGUCUCUGGUCAGACAGUCUCUGGUUAAAUCCAGCAGUCGCCAUCUACCUGGGCAUCAAAAAGCGGCAGAGCCCCGGACCCCCCGAUGCGGCUGGGAUGUGAGGGUGCGGAGCCCGCGGGACCCGGCGGAGGUGGUGCUGGCGCUGCGCGAGGCGGCCCAGGGCUUCGGCUGCCAGGUCCACCUAGCUGGGCCCUUCCUGCUCUCCUGCACCCACGGGGCGGCCGGCUCACGCGUGGCCUUCGAGGCUGAGGUGUGCCAGCUGCCCGCCGGUCCAGCCGAGACCAGCGGCGUGCGCUUCAAACGCCUGUGGGGGGCGCCGCUUGCCUUCCGGGAUAUCGCCACAAAAGUGUCCAAAGAUCUGGAGCUCUGAGGGCAACAGGGGGUGGGGCAGAGGGCUUCUACACUGGACAGACUGACCGAGGGGGCGGGAGAAGGAGACAGACUGAACCCGCUACCCCCACUGCCAACCUCGCCUCACCCCCGCCAAAGACCCGCUUCUGGUGCCACACGGACACGCAGGCACACCGGCACGGACGGCCCGGCCCCGCCACUCACAGACCUAUGACCUAUGAACCCUGCUAAGGCACCUCAAUAUUAUGUGAAUCUAGGGAGUCAAGCAGUUCUUUUUUAAUUCCAUAUUUGCAGAUUAAGAUAUUUUUCGUCAACGUAGUUAUGAUUAUAUUAUAUUUGUUGUCAUUCCUUUUUAACAGCUGCUAUUUAAAAGGUUUUUAAUAUUGUUUUUCUUUUCUUCACUUCAAUGAGCAAUUGACAGACUGAAUGCAUAUUUAAGAAACAAGGGCCAGCCCUUUCCUAGACAGAACUCCAGGCUAUAGAGCAGGGGUGUCAAACUCAUUUUGCCAUGGACGCCACAUUCGUUCUUCAACGAGGUCCGGACGGCAACACUGAAAAUGUGUUAUAUUUCCUUGCCGUCAAAAUUAGCAUAAAAUAGUCUAUCCACCCUAUCCAUAAUAUUUUGCAUUUUUUAUGCUCCCUAACUGUCUAGCUUUCAUUUCAGUGAUUAUUAACAAUCUGGACACAAUCUAUAAACUGUAUGAAUGUAGGUCCAUUAUCUUAUAAUUUCUACACGGUUUCGAUUUGGCUGUAGUCAUUUUAAAAUAUUUUCAAAAUCAAAUUUUAUUUGUCACAUGACCUUACUGUGAAAUGCUUACAUACAAGCCCUUAACCAACAAUGCAAUUUUAAGAAAAUACCUAUUAAAAAAAGGUAAGAGAUAAGAAUAACAAAUAAUUAAAGAGCAGCAGUAAAUAUCAGUAGCGGGACUAUAUACAGGGGGUACCGGUACAGAUAUAUGAAAAAAAGACUCUUUGUUAUUUUUGUGGGGUUUUACUCAAACCCGCAGGCCAGAUUGGACCCCCUCGCGCACCGCAGGCCAUAUUUUUGACACCCCUGCUAUAUAGGGAGCCACGCCGAAAUACAGAGACGGACAACAAAAAAUAUUCUGUAAAACAAAUGCCAGACCCUUCUGCCCAUCCAUCGUCUGCUCAAUUCUGUACGACCCCGUCUGCUACUCUCGUCAAGUUUCGAUUUGUGUUUUGUAUAUACCGGAAUGUUGGUUGCUUAUGAGCAAAGCUGUCUGACUUCAAUGUCCAAAGCAGAGUAGGUGAUGACUGCUCUUCUGAGCCACUAACCUUUUGAUUUUCUGCGUUUCAGCAGGUAAUGUACACAAGCAUUCUACAC